This is a messenger RNA of Amborella trichopoda, 1663 nucleotides long. Lineage: Eukaryota; Viridiplantae; Streptophyta; Magnoliopsida; Amborellales; Amborellaceae. The record is from RefSeq and is a predicted model, not a curated record.
UCACUCUAAACCUAUCUUUUGCACUAAAGAAAGGUGACGUGGGUCCUGGUGUUUCAUGGGCCUGCAACCACCUCAAAUAGCCCAAAAUCAGACACACAAGAACCCCACCUUGUUUCUCUCUCUAGAACGUUUCUCUCUCUAGAAUGGCGUGUGGGUUAACGAUUGAGUGUUCAAUCCCUAAUUCCCCGAAAUUUCGUGCACCCCAUGUUUGUUGAACUGCAUUUCCUGCUCAGAUGAGUUUGAAUGACAUUUUCUCUAUGUUUUUUAAAUGUAUAAACGUAUCCAUUAAAGCAUAAUCAUGCAUCUUUUGCUCUCUUCAAGGGGUUAAUCCGUUUCUUAAGUACUUUUCCGUCUGCGUUUAAUGGGUUGAUUUACAAGCGAGAAUGUCGGCUUCCAUUUUGAAAACAUUCACAAGAGGGAUGAAAGCUUAGAGAGACUGAAAAAAUGGCAAUGGCAAACAGGGUUGGCCUGGUUAACUUGUUGGGGCUUGUAGAGACUGAGAAUUUUAGGGAGAGAAAGUGCAACUAUGUGUUGAGAUGUGAGAAGAGAGAGGUUAGAGGAGUGAGAAAUGUGAAUAGGGUGAAUGGGAGAGAAUCAGCUGUUCUUGAAGCUGAGAAGGCCAAAUUUCUGAGCAAUGGCUUGGAUUGGCCGGGUUCGACUUCUACUAUGUUGGCCUCGAAGCUCGGGAGGUUUGUGGAGAAGCAACUGGUUUAUAGGCAAACCUUUGUUAUAAGGUCUUAUGAGGUUGGGCCGGAUAAGACUGCAUCCAUGGAGACCCUCAUGAACCUUCUCCAGAUGAAUGAACAGGAGACGGCUCUGAACCAUGUGAUGAGCUCUGGUUUAGCUGGUGAUGGGUUUGGUGCCACCCAGGAGAUGAGCAUUCGAAAACUCAUAUGGGUUGUCACCCGAAUCAACAUCCAGGUUGAUAGAUACAGCGCCUGGGGAGACGUAGUUGAGAUCGAUACAUGGGUUGAUGCGUCUGGUAAGAAUGGAAUGCGCAGGGACUGGAUUAUUAGAGAUUACCAUACUCAACAAAUCUUAACAAGAGCAACGAGCACAUGGGUGGUGAUGAAUCGAGAGACCAGGAGGCUUUCGAAGCUCCCUGAACAGGUGAGAGAAGAGAUCAGGCCUUACUACCUCAAGAGAUUUGCCUUCUCUACAGAUGAUACUGAGAAAAUCAACAAGCUCAACGAUGACACUGCAAAGAAUAUCAGAUCAGGCCUUGUUCCGCGAUGGAGUGACAUGGACAUGAACCAACAUGUAAACAAUGUGAAGUACAUCGGUUGGAUAUUCGAGAGUGUGCCAAUGAAGGUGCUAGAGGACUACACACUGGCUGGCAUGACACUAGAAUACAGGAGAGAAUGCUUGCUUUCGCAUGUGCUCGACUCGCUCACGACCAUGGAGGAGGAGCCUUCCAUUCCAUCAGAACUUGAGAGCACCCAUCUUCUACGAAUGCAGGCUGAUAAGGCCGAGAUCAUUCGAGCCAGGGCAUACUGGCGAUCGAAGGGGUUAAAUACUUAAGCUGUUUAGCACCAUGUAUAUACAUUCCUCAUUCUUCGGCAUUCUAUUUCAUUUGAGAGAGAGAGAUAGGUCUGCGCCAUCUAUUUGUUUUGUUUCUUACAUGGAGCAAUAAUUUGCCAUCAGUGGUGGCGUUUGAUAGUUU